AUGCCGUAUUCACAGCCGGUAUCGCCACCUCGUUCGUCUUCACCCUCUCGCUCUCAUCAUUCUCGUUCAUACCAAAACCAAAAUAAUAAUCCUUCCACCCAUUCACUUGGUCGUCCGGGACACAGACGUUCGUACUCGAGCCAGGCUCACUACGGGUCCGGGUCCAGCUUGCAAACAUCAUAUUCGUCUGUUAUUGACACACCUCCUUCAUCUGGGAGAAAUUCUGCGAGGUUUACCAACGAACAGAGCAUCAGUGGAAACGGAAACAACAAUGGUAUCCGUGGCGCGUGGGGUGGUCUUGGAUCUCUACCCCGAAGACAUUCUAGUGCCUCCACUCCCACCCUCAGUAGUGUUAACACGUCCAAAUUCCGCAUCGGCGACAGACGUGGGAGCAGCAGCAGCGAAGAUGACGAUGGAAAUGACGAUCAUUCCGACCGCAAUCUUCCACCGCUCAAAUUGAAGGUUCAGGUUCUGCCGUCGUUUUCCGAAGGUAUACCAUUUCCGAAGUCUUCGGCGGAUUCCCCAGUGCGUAUGGGUCCCAUGGCUAUACCUAAUCCAGCGAGCGUUGCGAUGACGAGGUCAUCAGUGCCGACGCGUACAUCGUCUUCGCCUGAAUUGGUCGAGACAGCACCGAACACGACCUCUUCCGCUGCCAUCAACCGCGCACUGUCACCAGCAGUCAUUCUUCUUUCGAAUGGAAAGCCUCUGCGAAGUUCUUUGAAAGGCUCUCGUAUAUCUUCCUUGUUAAGUUCACCAAUGGGUUCUGCUGCGAAUUCUCCGUCGGUUUCUCCAGUUAACUCUGUCAGAAAUUCCCCAGUUCAUUCCACGGCGAGCUCUGCUGUGACCUCCCCAGUGACGAGUCCGACGAUCCCUGGAACAGCUGCUCCCUCGUUCGCAUCGUUCACGAACUUUGUUAGUAAUGGCCCAAGUGCAAAUGUAUUAUCGGUGCCACCUUCUUUUAGCGGGCAUGUCCGAGCACAAUCUGCUCCCUCUCCUCCUAUGACACCCGGGCAAGGGAUAGAGGCGGCUCUGGAAUCAACUUGGACAGGUCCCUUAUCUCCUAUGACCGAGCCACCUCCGUCUCCUGGUCUCUCCGAGUUAAUGUCUCCUGAUGCCCUUCUUUCACCCCGUAGUGUGCAUUUUCCUUCCCUCCCAUCUGACCUUGAACGGGUUCGUGUGUUCAGGAAGGAAGCGCGGCCGUCAAGUCUCUUGGUGACUCGUAAGGAACGGGAUCAGAUUGCCAAUAAUCUUAAUCAUGGUUUGGAGACUCUUUCGAAUGGAGGUGAAGGUGCUGAAGGGAGCGGGAACGAUGUGAAGAGCGGUGGAGAGGAGACUGAGACUGAGACUGAGACUGAUAGGGAGUAUGGGUAUGGGUAUAAUGCUGGGUAUUGGGGUGGUGGUCGGGGUCUGUGGGAUGCUGCUGCUCCCUUGUCCAGGUCGAAUGGGUUUUCUUCAGUCAAGGCGGCGUCAACUGAAUCUGCUACUGCUCCUGGGGCAUAUCCGUUUCCGCGUCUACCCAGACUAGGCCGUAUGCGCAGUGCUGGAGGAGUAGCAGGUAAUAAUGAAGACGACGCUGGUGAGAGCAGCAGUAGCUCUUCUAGUUCGGGAGGACGUAUUCAUCAUAUACGAAACACCGGGACUGGACCUAGGUUCGCGAGAAGGGAAGAAGAAGUAGAGAAAGGGACUGCGAAGAAGGUGACAAAGAUCGAACUCGACGUACCCUCUCCCAUUCCUCGACCCGAGUCAGUACGAGAUGCUUUGUCCGGUUCGACCAACGUUUUCUUGGAAGAGGUCCAUCUGGAUUCUUCUUCUUCUUCUUCCUCGGCCUCUUCGCAAGGUACCAUUUCCACGGACUCUGUACUAUCUCUCGAAGGGACCUUCCUCGUGCGAAAUGUAGCUUUCGAGAAACACGUCUCCGUCCGGUUCACGACAGAUGAUUGGUCGACGGUUAAUGAGGUUCGAGGGAAAUGGGUGGGAUCGUGUGGGAGAUCUCGGAUUAUGUCCCUCGCUGCCGCCGCAGCCGCAUCUAAUCCUAGCACAGCCGGGCUUGCAGUUCCUCGCACGCUCGGAGACCUUAUCGUUUUUGCGAACUAUCCACUCGAGGAGGAAAAUUCUUCCGAAUGGGAUCGUUUUGCGUUUAGGAUCAACCUCCCACCUGCUGUGGGGCCUGGAAGAAUCGUUGAGUUCGUUGCAAGGUUCGCUGUUGGUAAUGCUGGUGGAGAGUGGUGGGAUAAUUGUGGAGGGAAGAAUUGGAGAAUCGGGUUUAAGGAAGUGGAGAUUAUUAAUGUGUCAAAACCUGCACCUGUUCUCCUCGAAGUACUACCACCUUCGCCGGCUCCUGCUCCUGUGCCUGCUCCAAAUACGGAAAAAGAAAGAAUAUCAGAGCUUAGUCCUAUCUCUUCCGAUGUACCGAUUUCGAACCUCGAUUUCGCCGCUGAUUCUAUGCCUGUCUCUGCUAUCGACAUGGCAUCGGUCCCCACAGUCGAAACCAGAUCCCAAAACCAAGCUGACGUGAAGGAGUUGUUUGGAGCGCUUCGUAUAACUUCUCCACUCCCGCCAGCAAAUGAAAGCAGAGCGGGAAAAAUCGAUUCUACCCCAGAUGAAAGCGAACAGCAAACUUCUGGCUCCCAUGAGAUAAUCAAAGAAAUCAAAGAACGUGCACCUAGACCCACUGGACUCGGUUCACUCAGUGGCCUUGGAGGGUUGUUUUGGCCUUGGAGAAAUACAUCGAGUUCAGACUCACAAACCUCGUCGUUUUCGAAGGCGAGUUCGUCUGUUUCAGGUUCAGUCGACUCCUCGGGUUCAUUGCCUCCUACACUGUUGGAUUUCGUUUCGGAGGCUUCCAGGUUGCGUCAAUCAAGUCCCGGCACAAACCGGAAUGUCAACGCCGGAGAAAAUCGAAAUUUGCCAGCGUCUGCCACAGUGAAGGUGUUAUCAGUAUUACCACCUGCGGCUCCUCCAGUUCGACUUUCUACAAACGCCGUGCCUAUCUCUGGGUCUUCGUCGUUCGCGCCACCAAUACGUCAAUCUGAACGCGAGCGUUUCCCUUCAGAGGCUAGUGCAUCCAGCAUCUCUCGCACUGAUUCCAUUGAUUCUCUGAUGGAUGUUCCACUGCUUGAACGAAGCAGCUCCUCGAGCUCUGUGUCGACUGAUGGAGAAUACGCCGAGAUGAUUGAUGAGCUUUUUCCGGGUGAAUCGACGUUGUCACAACUGAACAUGGGAGGAAGCCUCGAAUCUAAACUCGACCUCACGCCUGUACCUAAUGACGUGAGAGCGGCCUGGCUUUCUAAUGACGAUACUAUUGGCGAGGAUCAGACAGGAUUUUUCGAUAAUACAGGCCGUGGAUCUGGUGUCGGUAUCUCUUCCCCGUCUGUAGGAGUAGACAAACCUCUUGAUGCAGACCCGCUAUACCGUGCAUUCGUUCAGCAAUGGUGUUUUGCUGGAACAGGAAGCGGUUCACCUGCAGUCUCUGAGUCUUCGCCUCAUACUCCCAAUCGUAAUCGUAAUAGGUUGCAGUGUCUUUUCCUUUUACCCUCAGGUCUCGGUAUAGCACAUACAGCAUUCCAGGAGAGGAACGCCGAUGAACUUUGUGAUAUAUCGUCCUUGAAGGCCAAGAAGCCUAGUGAAAUGACUGAAAAAUAG
Messenger RNA from Lentinula edodes (shiitake mushroom), 3642 nucleotides. RefSeq lists its product as uncharacterized. The transcript has 4 exons. The record is from RefSeq and is a predicted model, not a curated record. NCBI's taxonomy places the organism in Eukaryota, Fungi, Basidiomycota, Agaricomycetes, Agaricales, Omphalotaceae. Gene Ontology annotation, molecular function: glycogen binding; protein phosphatase 1 binding. The coding region runs from base 1 to 3642 and encodes 1213 amino acids. Gene Ontology annotation, biological process: regulation of glycogen biosynthetic process. Gene Ontology annotation, cellular component: protein phosphatase type 1 complex.